This is a messenger RNA of Nycticebus coucang (slow loris), 3780 nucleotides long. RefSeq names its product transmembrane protein 45A (gene TMEM45A). The record is from RefSeq and is a predicted model, not a curated record. Bases 349 to 1227 code for a protein of 292 amino acids. Lineage: Eukaryota; Metazoa; Chordata; Mammalia; Primates; Lorisidae. The transcript has 6 exons.
GCCUCGCGGGGGGGAACCAGAUGAAGCACAUCUGGACAGCUGUGCUAAAAAACUGUGCGGCCCCUUCGCGGGCCCGACGUCCGCUGGGCACGUCCUCCACGUCCUCUCCUUCUAGCUAUUUAUCUAUUCACUCUCCCAAAGAAACAACCAGGGACCCAACUUUAAAACUUUUUUUUACCUCUAGGGAGAGACAGGGCCAGAUCCCAUCCAACACACAGUUUAAUUUUCAUGGGGCUCUGGGAUCAAAAGAACAGAAAGAGCUACAACAACAAAAGCUCAGCCGCUGUUUGAUUUUAAACUGGCAAAGUGGGAAAAUUAAAGUGUUGAGUAAACAGAUCAAGUUGGGUCAUGGGGAGUUUCAGAGGUCAUGCCAUCCCUGGAUCCUUUUUCUUUAUUAUGGGCCUUUGGUGGAGUACAAAGAGUAUUCUGAAAUAUGUCUGCAAAAAGCAAAAGCGGACCUGCUACCUUGGUUCCAAAACAUUGUUCCAUCGAGUAGAAAUUGUGGAAGGAAUUCUAGUCGUCGGCAUGGCUUUAACUGGCAUGGCUGGGGAGCAGUUCUCUACUGAUGGGCCCCACCUGACCUUGUAUAAAGAGGGCCAGUGGCACCAACUCAUGAGCUGGCAUCAUUCCACCAUGUAUUUCUUCUUCGGGCUGUCUGGUAUGGCAGAGAUCUUAUGUUUCACCAUCAGUUCACUUCCUGCCUCCUUGCCCAAGUUCAUGUUGUCAAAUGCUUUUUUUGUGGAGGGUUUUAUCUUCUACAACCACACUCAUGGCCGGGAGAUGCUGGACAUCUUUGUGCACCAGCUGCUGGUUUUGGUCGUCCUUCUGACAGGCCUGGUCGCCUUCAUGGAGUUCCUCUUACGGGGCAAUAUACUUGUGGAGCUUCUGCGUGAAAGCCUCAUCCUGCUUCAGGGGACUUGGUUCUGGCAGAUUGCCUUUGUUCUGUAUCCCCUCAGUGGAGGUCCUGCCUGGGAUCAAACAGAUCAUGACAACAUUCUGUUUCUCACCAUAUGCUUUUGUUGGCAUUAUGCACUAAGCUUUAUCAUCAUUGGAGUGAAUUAUGCCUUUAUCACCUGGCUAACGUCCAGGCCUCAUCUCCUUAGAGGCUAUGCGGCCUCCGAGAACAGUGCCAGCAUUCAAGGAAACGCUCUACUUCAUGUCAGCUGCCCUCCAGGGCCAAAAGAAGAAUACUGUCUCUUCCUGUUUCAAAAACCUUCAGAUCCCUAAUGCACGUCUUAUCCAUUUACAGUUCUGUAGAGACUGGAAACUCCAUUUUUAUUUUUCAACCUCCCCAACCUCACAUGUUGCUCUAACUUUUUUGACUACACAGUUCUCUUUAGCUGGCAUAACCACAUAAGAUGCCCAUUUCUAUGACACUUUCUGUGAUUCCUAUAGCCCUUGCUCAUCUCCUUUCAAGAUUUUUUACAGCACUUAGUCUCCACCAUACAUUUUAACAAUUGCGAUUUUUCUUAUAAUGUUUAUUAUUAGCUUGUGUGUGUUGGUCUUAUCUGCUGGCUAGAUCAUGUAGCCAUGAGGAAAAGACCUGUUUCAUAUGUCCCACACCUUUUGGGACACUGCCAAACAUAUAGUAGAUUCUUAAUAAACCUUUGUUUGCUAUUUUAAUAGAUCUAGGUAGCCUAAAUAAAUAUAGGCUUCAUUUGUUUGGAAAUUGAGUUUUAUGUGCUUUUGAGUUUUGCUUUUAUGUCACUCUUGGAAAGAUAAAAGUUCAAUUUUUCUAACGUAUUUUAAUACGAACUUAAGUGGUAGCCUAAAUGUAUUAUGGAGAUGCCAUGCCUGCAGGCUUAAUUAUGAUAGCUCAUAGGUGAGAACUGUUUGGAAAUAUUACUGCAUAUUUUCUAUAUCUCACAUGUAAACACCAUACUGUUGCACACACCUUCUCAAAAACCACUCUCUUUGGGUAGAGAAAUAUGUACACUGUCCAUUUGUAGGUUGGGUUUUCAAGCAAUGAUUCAUGUGAGCCAUUUUAAAGAACAAGAAGUCCAAAUUCCAGGUAUAUGGUGGUUUCCUGGAAGUGCACCUGUUACCUUAGUUCUGUACUUUUUCAUAUUAAGUGGGAGCAAAGGUAUAUGCAGACCCUUACCCUAGUGUCCUUGAUCUGUAUCUUUCCAGUAACUGGCAAUUACUUGCACACUCUCUUUAUCGCCCUGUCACUCAAUCUGCCCCAGGUGGCCAUUUCUGCGCGUAAAUACCUACAGCUGCAGGAGGCAGCUAGCACCUGGUUAAGGCGUCUGAACAUGGCCCAGCUUGGUGGCUUGUAGCAGACACAAUCCAGAGAGGAGAGAUGGGGAAUAGGAGGGGUCCCUAGGGUCUAUGUUAACAAUUGAUCUGUAAUAAGCAGCCAUGUUUUUGUUUUAUUUUCCCUAAGGGCACAUCAGGAAUGAAACUGAUCAGUCAGUUAAUUAAUCUAGCAUGUAUUAAAGUUAUGCAAUGUGGAAAUAAUGUGUGUUUUUAAAAAAUGAUACAAAAACUGGCCUUUAACUUGCUUAGUAUUAUUAGCCUUUCAUGAGAACAGUGGCAUAAACAGUUCCAGUAGUGAACCAAUAAUCAAGGUAAAUGAUUUUGAGUGGUUUUCCUUGGCUCUUGGGUCAACAGAUGCUACUGAUAUUGCUCAGUUCUUAUUGUUUAUUGGAGGAUUUAAUGCUGAGUUGGAAGUGAUUGAAGAAUUAGCCUCAAUGAAUAGGUGAGUGAUGUGAACUCCUGGCAGAUUGCUCUGAAGGUCAUUUAUUUGUCGAAUGUGUAUUGAACCACUGUUAUUUUCCAGACAUCAUUUUAGACUCUGGCUGGGGUCAGGACAGUAAAUAAAAUGAGGUUCCUGCUCUUUUAAAGGCUGUGUGCUAAUGGGACCCACAGAGCAUAAGUAAAGGCAUUAUAUGUUGAUAGUGGUAGGCUAGACCUUCAUCAGAAGAGGGGGCAUAGUGGAGAAGAAGGGUAAAGAUGCAGGUGGGCUGGUGAAGUUUUUCAUUAAAGGACGAUGAUAUUGGUGACUUGGUUUAGCAAGUUUGCAUAUUCCUAUGUAUUUCUGGAAUUUAACUAUGUUUUAUUGAUAUGGUCACAGUACAGUGUCUUUAUAAUAAUCAUGCAUAGGAAAAGUUUUGCCUAGUUCUUAUGAAUACUCUGUCUCACAGCAGAGAAGUGGAAAGUCUGCUGACCUUCUGCUACUAAGAAGUGUCACACCUUCCAAUUUCAAAAAUUAUAAUUGCUGUUUCUUCCAAAAACCUACACAUUCUUUCAAGCCACAAAAGCAGUUGUAAUGGCAGAGGGCACUUCUUUGAAAUUCUUAAUGUAUCAUGGACAGGGUCAUCACAUGCUUUUGAAUAUCCUGUGCUCUGUACAAAAGCACCCCUCUGAAGAGGCAAAGUUUAGUUCAGACUUGGCUUGGGCUGCCAACCCUAGGGAGAGAGAGGGUGUCAUGCACUUCUUUUACAGGAAAGGACACCUUUUUUGGAGUACACAGGUAUGUGCGGUUUUGAUGGAGAAGAUUGAGUUUGGUUUUAUCUGGACUUGCUUUUGUUUUAGAAGUGAUCAAAGUUAUCUUCUGAUGCCUAUGUAAACAGUCAUGCAGUAUAUUCAUAAGUCACAUUUUAUCUGAUUACUUAUACCUGCUUUCACCCACAAAAAAUUUCAGGUGGAUCCCAAGCCAAAUAAAACUGAUUUUCUUUUUUAAGUUGCCUGCCUCAUUUGCCCAACUAAUCUGGAGUUUAUUGUAUGAUAGAUGCAUAUUGCUCUGGGUUUCUGUUUUAAACACCAUCUAACUAGGGG